Ochotona princeps (American pika) is the source of this 2667-nucleotide messenger RNA. RefSeq names its product heparan-alpha-glucosaminide N-acetyltransferase (gene HGSNAT). Gene Ontology annotation, biological process: lysosomal transport. Lineage: Eukaryota; Metazoa; Chordata; Mammalia; Lagomorpha; Ochotonidae. The coding region runs from base 366 to 2387 and encodes 673 amino acids. The record is from RefSeq and is a predicted model, not a curated record. Gene Ontology annotation, cellular component: lysosomal membrane. The transcript is spliced from 18 exons.
UUUAAGGUGUGUGGUGGCUUCUGAGUGGUCAACGUCUUGGGGGCGGGGAUCUGUGGUCUUGCUGACCCUGACUGCCACACGCGGGAGUUGAACAGAACGCUGCUCCACUGGCGUUGCAACCACUGGGCAGCAACGGCUCCAGGGCUGCAGGAGCUGCUCUCUGCGGGAGGCUUCCGUUUCCGCGGACGCAGACAGGGUGCACGGGGCAGGAAACCUCGGCUCCGAGGCGCUUCCCCCGGGGCAGGGUCGGGAGCGGCAGCCAGGCCCCGCCUCUGGGACCCUCCCAUCCCCGCUGGCACCGCCCCGGGAGCCAGCAGAGGCCCCCUCCGUGACGGCAGCCGAGAAAGGCGGGUGGGGGAGAGGCGAUGACGGGCGCGCGGCCGUGCGCCACGGAGCAGCGCGAGAUCCGAGGCGCAGCGGCCGAGGAGCCAGCGGGGCAGGCACGGCCGCCCGAGGCGGCGGGGGUCGCCAUGUCGGGAGCGCGGGGCGCGGGCUGGGCGCUGGUCUCGCUGCUGCUGGCCGCGUCGGUGCUGAGCGCCGCGCUGCUGGCCCCUGGCGGCUCUCCGGGGCGCGGCGCCGGGGUCGCGCCGCAGCGAGAUUUAGACAAAAAGAAGCCCAGGGAGCUGAAGAUGGACCAGGCUCUACUGCUCAUCCAUAAUGAACUUCCUGGGACCCACCUGGCUGUGUACUGGAAAUCUGAACGCUGCUACCAUUGCUUGUUUGAGCUUCUGGUCAAUGUUCCUCAGAGAGAAAAACCAGGGCCAGCCAGCAUUGCCGCUGUCCCUGUCAGCAGCCAGCAUGGGUCGGUCCUGCAGCUGAAUGAUUCCCGGGUAGAGAAGGAAGUCUGUAGGCUGGAAUAUAGGUUUGGGGAAUUUGGAAACUAUUCUGUCUUGGUAAGGAGGAACCUUAACGGGAGCAACGGAAUUGCAUGUGACGUGGUCAUCAAUGAGAACCCAGUGGACAGUAACCUUCCUGUCACUGUCGCAUUCCUUAUUGGUCUGUCCCUCAUCAUUGCAGUGUGCCUCCUAAGGCUGUUGUUAAGCUUGGAUGACUUUAAUGAUUGGAUUUCUAAAGCUAUGAGUUCUCGAGAGACUGAUCGCCUCAUCAAUUCUGAACUGGGAUCUCCAAGCAGGGCGGACCCCCUCAGUGGUGAUCCCCAGCCAGAAGCAUGGCGCCCGUCUGUGUCAAAUUACCGCCUGCGCUGUGUGGACACAUUCCGGGGGAUAGCUCUCGUGCUCAUGAUCUUCGUUAACUAUGGAGGUGGAAAAUACUGGUAUUUCAAGCAUUCAAGUUGGAACGGAUUGACAGUCGCGGACCUGGUGUUCCCUUGGUUUGUCUUCAUUAUGGGAACUUCAGUUUUCCUGUCAAUGACUUCUAUGCUGCAUCAGGGAUGUUCAAAAUUCAGAUUACUGGGCAAGAUUACAUGGAGGAGUUUCCUGUUGAUCAUGAUAGGAAUUGUCAUUGUGAACCCUAAUUAUUGCCUUGGUCCAUUGUCCUGGGAUGAGCUGCGAAUCCCUGGCGUCCUGCAACGCAUAGGGGUGACUUACUUUGUGGUGGCCGUGCUGGAACUCCUCUUUGCUAAGCCUGUGCCUGAAGACUGGGUCUUGGAAAGGAGCUACACUUGUCUUGGAGAUGUCACUUCCAGCUGGCCCCAGUGGCUUGUCAUUCUGCUGCUGGAAAGCGUUUGGGUGGGCUUGUCCUUCUGGUUACCUGUUCCUGGGUGCCCCACUGGCUAUCUUGGCCCUGGUGGCAUUGGAGACUGGGGAAGGUAUCCGAAUUGUACCGGAGGAGCUGCAGGCUACAUCGACCACCUGCUCCUGGGGAGUGAGCACCUUUACCAGCACCCUUCUUCUACCGUGCUGUAUCACACCGAGAUGGCCUAUGACCCAGAAGGUAUCCUAGGGACCAUCAAUUCCAUCGUGAUGACAUUUUUAGGAGUUCAGGCAGGGAAGAUUCUGUUGUAUUACAAGGGUAAGACCAAAGAUAUCCUGAUUAGAUUCACUGCUUGGUGUUGUUUUCUAAGCCUUAUUUCUGUUGCUUUGACAAAAUGUUCUGAGAACGAAGGCCUUAUUCCAAUAAACAAAAACCUCUGGUCAAUUUCCUACGUCACUACCCUGAGCUCCUUUGCCUUCUUCAUCCUGCUGGUCCUGUACCCAGUUGUGGACACGAGGGGACUGUGGACAGGAGCUCCAUUCUUCUAUCCAGGAAUGAAUUCUAUUCUGGUGUAUGUGGGACACAAGGUGUUUGAGGACUACUUCCCCUUUCAGUGGAAGCUGGGGGAUAACCAGUCGCAUAGAGAGCACCUAACACAGAACCUCACUGCCACCGUCCUUUGGGUGCUCAUCGCCUAUGUUUUGUACAGAAAGAAGAUUUUUUGGAAAAUCUGACAGCCAUCGUGGAGAUUUGUUGCUGGAAACACAUCUUGUGAGCCUGUGGGAAGUAUUCAAGCAGCUUUUGUGCAAGGGAUCUUUCAUUUAGAAAUCAAUGGAUGUGUGCUUUCCAGAUCAUCAGGGGAAACGGUGAUAAACAAGGUCACUGCAGUAUGGCUCACCAGAACUCUGCCGGACUGUCUUGAGACCUCCUAUUUGGAAUGUAAUUUGUCUCUUUUCCUUCAUCUUCUGCAGAACUGGAUGGAUUUGUAACUUUCUUCUUGUAGAGCUCAUUGAG